Molecule: messenger RNA, 5703 nt
Organism: Grammomys surdaster
Lineage: Eukaryota; Metazoa; Chordata; Mammalia; Rodentia; Muridae
Gene: Cnot12
Product: tankyrase 1 binding protein 1
Exons: 12
Coding region: 121-5250 (1709 amino acids)
Biological process (GO): cellular response to ionizing radiation; double-strand break repair
Cellular component (GO): heterochromatin; nucleus
Source: RefSeq, a predicted model, not a curated record
GAGGUGAUUCCAGAGACUUGAGAGUUUCUGGCCUUCUUGCUCUGCUCAGAGUGGACAUCUCGAGUGGGGCUCUCUGACCCAAGAGGGUUGCCUCAGGAACUGCAGGGCGUGCUGUAUGUGAUGAAAGGAUCCACUCUCAGGGAAAGCACAGCCAUGGCUUCCCCACUGCCCCAGGAUAUGGAGGAGGAGCUGGCGCCUGUUGGCUCAGAGCCAGGUGACCCACGAGCCAAGCCCCCUGUCAAGCCCAAGCCUCGGGGCUUGCCCAGUAAGCCAGCUCUGCCUGCCAAACCCAGCCUUCUGGUGCCUGUCGGGCCUCGUCCUCCUCGGGGUCCCCUGGCUGAGCUGCCUUCUGCCCGGAAGAUGAACAUGCUGGCAGGACCUCAGCCCUAUGGUGUCAGCAAGCGUCCACUCCCAUUUACACCAAGGCCUACAGCUGAGGCAGCUACCAGAGGAGGAGAAGUUACCCAAGAGUCUGGGAAAGAGGAUGCUGGGAAAGAAGACUUGCCCCCUUUAACACCUCCAGCUCGGUGCGCUGCCCUGGGGGGUGUGCGCAAGGCCCCUGCCCCCUUCCGUCCCUCCUCUGAGCGGUUUGCAGCCUGUACAGUAGAAGAAAUUUUGGCCAAGAUGGAACAGCCUCGGAAAGAGAUCCCUGCUAGCCCUGACCGCCUCUGGGGCUCCCGCCUCACUUUUAACCACGAUGGAAGUUCUCGAUAUGGCCCCAGGACCUAUGGUGCCUCCUGCCCCAGAGAGGAGGAUAAUAAGACUCCUGCCAAAGGAUGGUCCCAGGAGGGGCCAGCAGAGAUUCCUGCAGAGUGCCAGGAAGAGCAUAGUAAGACUCCUGAGGAAAGGAGCCUCACCUCCAUCCUGGCAAUGAACGGGGACCUGGCUAAACUGGCUAGCUCUGAACUGCCUACCGACGUUUCCAAAACCCGGAUCACCUCAAGUGCAGAUGUUUCAGAGCAUGGCCACUCUACCAGCCCAGUCCUCCCUGCUAAAGUCUCUGUCCCAGCCUCCGAGUCUCCAGGGCUUUCAAGCCACCAGAGUUCUCCCUGCCACUCUCAACUUUCUGAAACCCAGAGUCCUGAAGCUUCUGAGGCUUCCAUCCACCUCCCUGUGACUCCAGCAUCCCCCAGCGCAGCCUUGCCCCAUGAGCCUCCCUGCCAUUCCCCCAGCUCAGAGCUACCUGCUGCGGCAGCCCCAGAAACCCUCAGACCCAACAGCUCUCCUGUGGAGACAGUCUCAGGGCACCACAGCCCAGAGCAGCCCCCAGUCCCCUUGCCUCAACCCCUGACUGAGGGGGCUGAAUUGUCAGACCUCACACGAACGUUCCCAUGUGGGGAGGAGGCAGCAGCUGGGGGUCACACAGAAUCCCGUCCCAGCAGCCUGGGUCAGCGCCGUUUCUCAGAAGGUGUCCUUCGGCCACCAAGCCAGGACCAAGAGAAGCUGGGGGGCUCACUGGCUGCUCUGCCCCAAGAUCAGGGGAGCCAGUCUGCUCUAGAUCGUCCCUUUGGUAGUGGGACAGAGUCUAACUGGAGCUUGUCACAGUCAUUUGAGUGGACCUUCCCCACAAGGCCCUCAGGUCUGGGUGUGUGGCGGCUGGAUUCCCCGCCUCCAUCUCCCAUUACUGAAGCAAGUGAGGCUGCAGAGGCUGCUGAAGCUGGCAAUUGGGCUGUAUCUGACAGGGAAGAAGGAGUGUCCCAGCUGGGACCAAGAACACCAUCAGCUCCAGAGAGCCCAGGAAAGCCUAUAUCUGGGGUUCAGGGAAAUGAUCCAGGCAUAUCUCUACCCCAGAGAGAUGAUGGAAAGAGUCAGACUCAGUCCCCAGCUGUUCUUACCCCUACAGUUGAGGGCCCAUCUGGAACACCCUUACUGCAAGCAAAGGAGAACUAUGAGGACCAGGAGCCACUGGUGGGGCAGGAGUCCCCGAUUACUUUGGCCACUAGGGAGGCAGCCCUACCUGUGCUAGAGCCAGUGCUGGGACAGCAGCAGCCAACACCCUCUGACCAACCCUGUAUCCUCUUUGUUGAUGUACCUGAUCCUGGGCAAGCAUUGUCUACUGAGGAGGAGGUGGUGACCCUGGGCUGGGCAGACACUACCCAGCCCAUGACAGAGGCUCAGGAACCCUGUAGUGUGUCUCCUGAGCCUACAGGCCCUGAAAGCAGUUCUCGAUGGCUGGAUGAUCUCUUGGCAUCACCACCACCCAACUCAGGCAGUGCGAGGCGGGCAGCCGGAGCUGAGCUAAAGGAUAUACAAUCACCAAGUACCUGCUCUGAGGGACUCCUUGGCUGGGCCCAGAAAGACCUGCAGAGUGAAUUUGGGGUUGCAGCAGACUCUCAGCCCAGCGGUUUUGGUCCUUCCAGCUGGUCUCAAGAUGCUUCUCAGAACUACAGCCUUGGGGGCAGGAGCCCCGUUGGAGAUGCAGGUCUUGAAAGAGACUGGAACAGCAAGUGUGGGCAAAGAUCCAGGGAGGGGAGCACUAGGGAGUGGGCCAGCAGACACAGCCCUGGCCAAGAGGUGAUUGGAAUUGGCAGCAGCCAAGAUGAGAGCGAAGUGCCUGUCCAUGAGCGGGCAGUGGGAAAGCUGGCCCAGCUUGGCACUCAGGGCCUGGAGCCUGAUGCACAGGAAUGGGAAUUCAGGAAGAGGGAUUCCCAGGACCCUUACUCCAGCCGUGACAAAGAGCUCCAGGACCACGAGUUUGGGAAGCGAGAUUCCUUGGGUUCUUUCAGCACCCGGGAUGCUGGCCUUCAAGACUGGGAGUUUGGGAAGAGAGCGUCUGUGAGCACCAACCAGGAUACGGAUGAAAACGAUCAAGAACUGGGGAUGAAGAACCUCUCUGGUGGCUAUAGCAUCCAGGAUGCUGAAGAGCAGGACCGGGAGUUUGAGAAGCGAGAUUCUGUACUUGACAUCCGUGCCCAGCAGGACCAGGAGUUUGGGAAGAGUGCUUGGUUAAAGGAUUACAGUGGUGGUGGCUCAAGGGCACUCGGCUCACAGGAGAGAGGAUUCGGAACACGAUCUCUGAGCUCUGGGUUCAGCCCUGAGGAAGCUCAGCAGCAGGAUGAGGAGUUUGAGAAGAAGACUCCAGUUGGCGAAGACAGGUUUCGUGAGGCCAGCAGGGAUGUGAGUCCACUGGAGGGAGGAGCAUCCGGGGCCCUGCUGAGCCCCAGUACAUCUAAUUUGCAAGAUGGAGCUACCAGGCCAAAAGACAACUGGCAAGAUGGUGACUCCAGCCAGGAGAGCACAAGGCUGCAGGGGAGAAUGCAGGCAAAAAGUCAGAGCCCUACCAAUGUGGACUUGGAAGACAGAGAGAGAGAGCAGCGAGGCUGGGCUGGGGAGUUCAGCCUUGGUGUUGCAGCCCAGUCGGAGGCAGCAUUUAGUCCAGGGCGGCAAGACUGGAGCAGAGACGUGUGCAUGGAGGCCUCUGAGAGCAGCUAUCAGUUUGGCAUCAUCGGCAAUGACAGAGUGAGUGGUGCUGGCCUCAGCCCUUCCAGGAAGAGUGGAGGUGGCCACUUUGUGCCUCCUGGAGAGACAAAGGCCGGGGCUGUGGACUGGACUGACCAGCUAGGUCUCAGGAACUUGGAAGUGUCUAGCUGUAUGAGUUCUGAAGGCUCAAGCGAAGCUAGAGAGAAUGUUGUGGGACAAAUGGGCUGGUCAGACAGCCUGGGCUUGAACAAUGGCGAUCUGGCCAGGCAUUCGGGCACUGGAGAUUCUGAGGAGCCCAGGGGCAUGGGAGUUGGGGAGAAGGACUGGACUUCCAACAUGGAGGCGAGGAGCAGAGAUUUGCCAGGGCAGGGAGAUGUAGGAAGGCACAGCCAGGCUAGAGAGAGUGGUGUGGGGGAGCCCGACUGGUCAGGUGUGGAGGCUGGAGAGUUCCUUAAGUCAAGAGAGCGUGGAGUUGGACAGGCAGAUUGGACACCUGAUCUUGGAUUGAGAAACAUGGCCCCAGGGGCAGGCUGCAGCCCUGGAGAGCCCAGGGAACUUGGGGUGGGUCAGGUAGACUGGGGUGACAAUCUAGGCCUGAGGAAUUUGGAGGUGUCCUGUGACCUAGAGUCAGAAGGCUCUCGGGGCUGUGGAGUUGGGCAAAUGGACUGGGCACAGGAAUUGGGACUCCGGAACCUUAGGCUCUGUGGUGUCCCAAAUGAAGUUAGGGAAUGUGGGGUGGGGAGAGUGGGCCCUGACCUAGAGCUAGAUCCCAAGAGUAGCGGCAGUUUGUCCCCUGGUUUGGAGACUGAAGACCCCUUGGAAGCCAGGGAGCUGGGGGUUGGUGAAACAAGUGGGCCAGAGACACAGGGUGAAGACAGCUCGUCACCUUCCUUUGAGACUCCUUCUGAAGACACUGGGAUGGAUACAGGAGAAGCACCCAGCUUGGGAGCCAGCCCCAGUAGGUGUCUGGCUCGCUCUCCACCUUCUGGCUCCCAGAGCCUUCUGGAGGGGAUAAUGACAGCCAGCAGCUCUAAGGGAGCUACUCAGAGAGAAUCAGCAGAUUCCGCCCUCAGGGUUCUGUUGGAGGAAGGAGGAGUCACUGCAGGUGCUGGCCAAGGGGAGCCCCAGGCGUCCAGCAGAGACCCUUUGCCUUCCUCGAGGCCUCAGCCUGAUGGUGAAGCCAGCCAGGUAGAAGAGGUAGAUGGCACCUGGAGUCUUACAGGGGGCGCUAGGCAAGAUGAGCAAGUGUCAGCCCCGCCCCCCCAGCGGCCUCCCCGAGGACUUCUGCCCAGCUGCCCCAGUGAGGACUUCUCCUUUAUAGAGGACACUGAGAUCCUUGAUAGUGCCAUGUAUCGGAGUCGUGCGAACCUAGGGCGUAAGCGGGGCCAUCGGGCCCCAGCCAUCCGGCCUGGGGGUACCCUCGGACUGUCAGAGACAGCAGACUCGGAUACUCGGCUGUUCCAAGAUUCAACCGAGCCAAAGGCCUCCCGGGUGCCAUCUUCAGAUGAGGAGGUGGUGGAGGAGCCUCAGAGCCGCCGGACACGGAUGUCCUUGGGCACUAAAGGGCUGAAAGUCAACCUUUUUCCUGGCCUGAGCCCAUCAGCCUUGAAGGCCAAGCUACGCUCCCGGAACCGCUCAGCUGAGGAGGGGGAGGUGACAGAGAGCAAAUCAAGCCAAAAGGAGUCUUCCGUCCAGCGUUCUAAGUCCUGCAAGGUCCCAGGGCUAGGGAAGCCCCUUACAUUACCCCCAAAGCCAGAAAAAUCCUCAGGGUCAGAAGGAUCAUCGCCCAACUGGCUGCAAGCCCUGAAGCUAAAAAAGAAAAAGAUCUGAUCAGGGGCCAAGGUCCUUCCCAUCUGGCAGUCUCAGGCAGUGCCGUUCCUGUGGGGUCCCCAAGUGAGGAGACAGCUGGAGCCCCACCAGGGCUCAUCCUGCAGCCUCCUUUCCCCUCCACUUCUGAGGAGUGUCUGGGAGGCACAUUUAUGCACUUUGUAUCACCGUCCCAACUUCUUGUACCCCUUCCGCCCCAGCCGGAUCCCUGUCCCCAGCGGUGGGAGGUCUUGUCUCUUCCCUUCACCCUCUUUGCUUCCAUCUUUGACCUCCCUUGGGUUUUCUUUUGAUACCAAUUUAUAGCAUUUUUAUAAAAGCCUUUGAUUUUUGUAAUGGGUGGGGCCCCACCCCAAGCCCCACCCCAGGUCUUCCUCUGCCCUGCUAGGUGCCCCACAGAGACCAAUGACAUUUUACCAGUUGAAACAAUAAAGUUUUUUGGGAAUUGGUGUUGUCCAG